GAAUAAUGUAUUUGAGGCACCUGAUGCCAAAGUGGGUUGGAAGCUGCAAUUUUAUUCAUCUUUGCGUCUAGUGCAGUGGGAGCAGCUGGAGUUCUCAUCCGGACUUGAUGAAAGCUUUCAUCGGAGCGGUAUGAUGUGUGGUGUUUGGACUUGAACUGUUCUUUUUUGGGGGGGUGCAAUUUUUACGGCAGAGGCUUCUACCACGCAAAAGACAAAGUGAUGCUUUGAGGAGACGCCAUUCAACACAUUUCUCAUCUUUUGCUUCUUUGGGACACAUUGCUGCCGGGAUCUUAGACACGGAGCAAACAUUGAAUCCAUUCUCUUUUCCAAAAAUGAUUGAAAGAGGCACAAAAAUGCGCGCAUGUUCCUGCUUUUCAUAUUCAAGCCAAAGAAGACGACAAACAACCCAGCAACAAAGGCACCUUUUAUAAAGGUUUAUUUUAGAAUUGUCUGUCUAGCAUUUGAGUGUACCUGGAACAAGUUUGCCUCAUCUUCAUUUUUUUGCCGGCAUUUAAAGAAGGAUGCCGCAAUUUCACUUCUGUCCUUUGAAUUAGGACAUUUUGCCUUGAUUUUAUUGUGGGAUGAGUUCCCUUCACUUCACAUCAAGAAACAUGUUGCACAUCCUUGUGCCGCUGUCGGUGGUGUUACUUUUGAGAGUUGUUGACAGCCGAGUGGCAGAGGGGUUGCAAAAAUAUACUUCGAUCCCCACCUACCUACCGGUCACCUACCAGGUGGUCAACAGUGACUUGGCAUUCUUUCUAAAGGAAAGCAAUCAAGACUUCAUGAAGAACUCUAGCCUGAUGUCACGCACGGAGUCUGUCUUCAUCUACCAGGCCAGGAGUUUGCCCUCAAUCAACUCCAGCUAUGGGCCCCUCUCUGUUGAGCAGCCGGUCCCCAUAGAACUUCUCCAGAAUCCAGGCUCCUUUCCCACCUCUUCACUUUUUACAGUUAAUUGGAAGGUUCAGACUUUUAUCAUGAAUACCAAGAUCCACUUGGCCAAGCCCAAAGUCCAGGUUCUAUUUUACAUUGCAGGCAGGGACUGGGAUGACUACAGUGCCAUCAACAAGCUUCCCUGUGUGCACAUGUUUGCGUUUCAUGAGACCGAAGAGGUGCACGGCACCUGCCAGCUGAAGGGGGAGCUGGGGCUUUGUGUGGCUGAAUUGGAACCCUUGGCCAGCUGGUUCAGCCCCCCGAGUGUCGUUCCAGGACGCCAAAAGAACCUGGAGGCAUCUGAAGGCACCCCAGUGGAGCUCUACUACAUUCUGCAAUCCACAGAGGGAGGUGAGUGCCAUUCAGAGGAAGCCAAGAAGGAAAACCUCCUCCGCUCAAGCCAGGAAGGCCUGUUUGGUUCCUAUACUUCCACGCCUUUAAGAAGGAUCGGCGGUGUGAGGCUCUACCAGAAUCCCAUUCCACUCCAAUUGGCUGAACACAGACUGGAUCAUAACUUUAUGGUUUUGGUGCCCGCCACACCAGUCAGUCAGAGGGAAACUGUCUCAGCCUAUGUCACCGUGUCAUCAUAUUCUGCUGUGGAGACUUUCACUCUCAGAGUGAAAUUGAGAGAAGGAGUGACGUUCCUCGGGGCCCGUCCCAGCAACCCCACACAGUGGAUAGUAAGCCAGGAUGUGAGGAGUGAAGGACACCGGGUAGUGACCCUUCGUUGCCACAGGAAGAAGUCCAGCUUUGAUCUAGAGAGGGAGGAGGACUUGGGAGCCCAGAGGGUGCUGCAGGUGGAUCUGAAAAUUGAGAGUUUCCCAGAGCUGCUGGGGAGUCGCUGGAUGGCGUGGCAGGUGGAAUACCCGGCCAGCCGCUCUACCACGCGGGAGGCCGACACUGAGAUUCGACUGGCACAAGAAGAUGUGGCAGGCAUCGUGCCCUUGGCCAUGGAUACUGAGAUUUUAAACACAGCAGUCCUGACUGGGAAAACUGUUGCUGUCCCUGUGAAGGUGGUAACCAUUGGAAUAGACGCUUCAGUUAUUGAUGUCUCUGAAGCAGUGGAGUGUCGCACCACAGAUGAAGACGUGGUCAAGGUGUCCGAAAGGUGUGACUAUGUUUUUGUGAAUGGCAAAGAGAUGAAGGGCAAAGUGAAGAUGGCGGUGAAUUUUACCUACACCUACCUGAGUGCUCAGCUGGAGCUCAACGUGUGGAUCCCUCGGCUUCCCCUCCAAAUCGAAGUGACUGACACAGAACUGAGCCAGAUCAAAGGGUGGCGGGUGCCCAUCAUGGCCAACAGUCCUAGGUCCACACGGGCCAGCGAGGAUGAUGAUGAUGAAGACAGACGGGGUCGAGGUUGCACUCUGCAGUACCAGCACGCCAUGGUCAGAGUCCUGACUCAUUUUGUUGCUGACUCUGCUGAUCCCAGAAGCCAGACCAGCUACAUGUUGGGCACCGAUUGGCAAGUGGACAUCACGGAGUUAGUGUGGGAAUUUCUCAAGGUGGAGAACCCUCAGAUCGUAAAGCUGCUGAACAGACGGAUACUUAUGGGACGAGGUGUGGGCAUGACCACCAUCCAGGUGCUGUCUCCUCUGUCAGACUCAAUCCUGGCAGAGAGGACCGUCACGGUGGUGGAUGACAAAGUCACCAUCACAGAGUUGGGGGUGCAGUUGGUCACAGGACUAUCAAUGAGCCUGGAGCUCAGUCCAGGAAGCAACAGAGCCAUCCUGGCUACCACCACUGCACAAGAGGUUCUGCAGAGCCCCAAACAGGAGGCCUUGAUCAGUGCCUGGUUGCAGUUCAGCGAUGGUUCUGUGACUCCUUUAGACCUGUACAACUCGGACUUUUUUAUCCUGACAGCCACAUCCCUGGAUGAGGACGUGGUGACAGUGCAACAGAACCCCUCGUGGAAAUGGCCUAUUAUUGUGACAGAGGCAGAGGGCCAAGGCCUGCUGGUCAGGGUGGAAAUGAGUGUUUGUGAGAUUUGCCAGAAAUUCAAACGGCGUAGUAUCCUGGCCACGGGCAAUUGUAAUGUUAAGGUGAAGUUUGGUUAUAGUGACAGUUCCAGAGGAGGCAGCAACGAUUACGGCACCGAUGGUGAGGAGAUGGAGAACAGAGGAAGGAUGGCCUCACCCGACAGGAAUGGGCUGGACGCCCACUACUAUGGCAGCUCAAUAUCCGACAUGGAGCAAGGGGUGACGAAUGGGGCCACUACUACUGGUAGUGCAAUCGUGCGCAGACCCAAUGGGGACAAACUCUCUGGUGAUGCGAGUGAGAGAAUGCCAAUAGACUUUUCUGACUUCCCUGCUCAAGUGGAUCUGCCCCGUGGGGGCAACGUGGAAGACGACCUCAUACAGACUGCUCGUGGUCUGACAGAUCUGGAGAUUGGCAUGUACGCCCUCCUGGGGGUCUUCUGCCUUGCUAUCCUCGUGUUUCUAAUAAACUGCAUCUCCUACGCAUUGAAAUACCGCCACAAAGAGCUGUCCAUCGAGGGCCAAGAGAACAUGAACCACGCCCACGACUGGGUGUGGCUGGGAAACGAAGUCGAGCUACUGGAGAGUGAAAUCAGCUUGUCACCCCAGCAGGAGGAGCAGACCUCCAUGAUAGACUCGGGCAGCGGACUGGAGGAAGGCAGCCACUUGUUGAACGGGGGCUCGGCCCAGAAGAACGUUCAGAGCCAAGUGCACCGGGCAGCCGACGCCGGCUGCCUGGCCAAGGAAGGCAAGGGGGAAUCGCCGACAACUAAGAGGAAGCGAGUACAGUUCACCACAUUCAACACCAUGCCCCCGGACAGUGGCUACCCGACUGUUAGCACGUUGACUCGAUGCCACAAGCAGGACAUUAAGUGGGUGUGCCAGGACGUAGCGCUCGCAGACUCCAAGGAGUUACGCAAUUACAUGGAACGGUUAAAUGACAGUGCUUUAAAAGAAGUGGCAUAGUACUGCACACUGAUGCACUCGUAACAACUCACCCUUUUGCCUUUCAGGGAAAAGUGGGUUUGGAUUUAAAGUGAACUCGGACAUUUGAGUGAAAACCAUAUCCAACCUGCCAAAGGCGCAAUGACAUCAAGGCUUGUCACUUUGCCACAAAUGUAAUUCGACAUAAAAAUGACAAUAUUCAACGAAGACUCGGUGGUAUAUAUAUUUCUUCUUUUGUUCCUCAGUUUUUGUUGUAUUAUUACAGGAUUAGUUAUUUUCUUAGUAGUGAUCUGCUGCCGACAAAGCUGUGAAAUUCAGAUGGCAUGUAGAUUUUUUUUUUUUAAUUUAAAAAAGGAUGCUCUGAAUGUGUUGGCACAAAUGUUUGGGAGAAUUGUGUAACAUUUUGAUUCUCAAUUUCUCCCACCAAGUUGUAACUGUUUCAGAAAAAUAAAAGACCAAACGAAAUGUGUGCAUGUCGUUGGAAAGAAACAGGCACUAUGUUUUGUUCCUCAUCAUCCUCCCAAACAAGGCCAAGUGUA
Syngnathus typhle (broad-nosed pipefish) is the source of this 4387-nucleotide messenger RNA. RefSeq names its product transmembrane protein 132C. The record is from RefSeq and is a predicted model, not a curated record. The coding region runs from base 582 to 3869 and encodes 1095 amino acids. The transcript has 9 exons. NCBI's taxonomy places the organism in Eukaryota, Metazoa, Chordata, Actinopteri, Syngnathiformes, Syngnathidae.